This is a messenger RNA of Exophiala oligosperma, 1037 nucleotides long. RefSeq lists its product as uncharacterized. The record is from RefSeq and is a predicted model, not a curated record. Gene Ontology annotation, molecular function: acetylpyruvate hydrolase activity. The coding region runs from base 45 to 902 and encodes 285 amino acids. Lineage: Eukaryota; Fungi; Ascomycota; Eurotiomycetes; Chaetothyriales; Herpotrichiellaceae. The transcript is spliced from 5 exons.
CAUUGGUCUUUGCUUCAGGACUUGUAUUGCCCCCGCAUCUAACCAUGCCAAUACCUUCCUUCGAUCGUCUUGUUAGAUUCAAGAACCCCUCCGGUCAUGUCUUCUACGGAGCAGUUCCAGAUAAAGAGUCUUCUGCACAGAGUUUGAAAGGCCAAUCUGUAUCAACCUACAAGGGCGAGUACCCGUGGGGUGAUGAUUUCGAGCCCACCGGCGCUCAGGAAACUAUUGAGGAGGUGCUCUGUCCUAUUCCUUCUAUGCCGAUAGGUUACGGUGCAGGGGUUAACUAUCAAGCCCAUUCUCAGGAGGCUGGUCUCUCAGCGGUGGACUUCCCCCUUGUUUUCACGAAAACUCCAGGUUCCCUGGCUGGGCCAUUUGACGAUGUGCCGUUGAACAAAGCCCUUCCAGACAUCGACUAUGAGGGCGAGCUCACUGUCGUGAUGGGACGCGAGUGUAAGGACCUUAAGGAUGACGAAGAUCCUGCCGCAUACAUUCUCGGCUACACUGUUGGGAAUGAUGUCUCCUCCAGAUACUGGCAGGAUCCGAAGCGCUGUGGAGGACAACAUGGAUAUGCAAAGUCGUUUGACAAGUUUGCACCCAUUGGGCCAGUAUUGGUCUCUACUACUGCCAUUCCCGAUCCGAAACAGCUCACGAUGAAGACGCGAGUGAAUGGAGAACAGCGACAGAUGACAAGAACUGAUGACUUGAUAUUCGAUAUUCCCGCGCUUAUCCGCCACAUUAGUCGAGGCACCACGCUACACCCAGGCACCAUCAUCAUGACCGGAACUCCUAGCGGUGUGGGUGCUUUUAUGAAGCCUGCAACCUGGCUAAAAGAUGGCGACAUCGUCGAGGUCGAAAUUUCUCAAAUUGGGACUCUCCGCAAUCGCAUGGUGGCUGACAAGUGAGAUGGCUUGGUCGAGAGCCUUGUUCUUCUCUUAAUGGCAGCAGAAAGGAUCGCGGAGAGAUUCGAAUGCUCUCUAAUCGGAGCAGAAAAGAUCGUCCUCGGAUACGUCUGGUUGGCUAUUAAUGUUUUGAGGAGA